Paramisgurnus dabryanus is the source of this 1131-nucleotide messenger RNA. Its product is annotated as 4-galactosyl-N-acetylglucosaminide 3-alpha-L-fucosyltransferase 9-like. Lineage: Eukaryota; Metazoa; Chordata; Actinopteri; Cypriniformes; Cobitidae. Gene Ontology annotation, molecular function: alpha-(1->3)-fucosyltransferase activity. Gene Ontology annotation, cellular component: membrane. The record is from RefSeq and is a predicted model, not a curated record.
AUGAUCUCAAAUGGAGCUUUGCCGUAUCGUCUGGUUAUAGUGGUGACAAUCGCAUGUCUUGCCAUCUUGUUCUGGUUCUCGUUUCUCAACAACUGCACACAAGUUCAAAAGCCUCAGCACUCAGAAAAACUUCAUGAGCCAGUGGAUGCCACUGCGAGACCUGAUCUAGUAAAGGAAGAGAAACCAAUACUGUUGUUAUGGUUCUGGCCUGAAAACUUCAGUUUUAACCUGAGCGAUUGUCAAACAAUUUUCAAUAUUGACAGUUGUUUUUUGACGGACAACAGAUCUCUUUACAGCAACGCAGACGCUGUCCUCAUCUAUCACAAAUCUAUUAACCGGGAUCUGUCCAACCUUCCACCAUCUCCUCGCCCCCCAUUCCAGAAGUGGAUUUGGUUUAACCUGGAAUCACCAUAUCACACGGCAAGAAAACCAGGCAUUGAAAAUCUGUUCAACCACACACUUAGCUACAGACAGGAUGCUGAUAUUUUUACAAGGUUGCACUUAACUGUCAGAAAAACUCCUGAUGAAAAUUUUGAAAUUCCCAAGAAGGAAAAAUUGGUCUGUUGGAUUGUAAGUAACAAAGGCGCCAGAGAGAGGAACGCUUAUUAUAAUGAACUUAAGAAGCAUAUCUACGUACAUAUGUACGGGAAGGUUAAUGGAACAUGCCUGGAGCACAAGGACUACUAUUCCACCAUAGCCAGCUGCAAAUUUUAUCUCUCCUUUGAGAACUCCAUUUACAAGGACUACAUCACUGAAAAGAUAAAUGGACCCCUAUCAGUAGGUACUGUACCUGUGGUGCUGGGACCUCCCAGAAAAAACUAUGAAAACUUUAUACCCGGUGAUGCUUUCAUUCAUGUGCAAGACUUCCCAGAUGCAAAGUCACUCGCAGAAUAUCUCAUGCGUCUGGACCUGGACGAAGUCGCAUAUCGCAGGUACUUUAACUGGAGGAGACAUUUCUCACCACAACCUCAUUUACUACAGCAACAAGAGUUUGAUCUGCCCAUCUGCACGGCCUGUGAAUAUAUAGCAACACACAAAUACUAUAAAGAAAUUCACGAUCUCUAUAAAUGGUACAACAAUUAAUUCAGUCAUGUCAUAUUGUAGACUUUUGUGGUGAAGGAUUUUGUUUGA